AUGUUGAGCCUAUACCCAGAGUUCCCCAAGGAUGUGAUGUCAUCGAUGACCUCACACAGGGAGUUCCUGAUCGUAGUGGAUCACUCUGGCAGCAUAGAAUACCCCAUUCACAAUGGAUCUGGGUCACAGGACCGUAUUGGCAGUGCCAGGCUCUUCUUGUUCACUGACGGUGAGGUGGGGAACACCAAGGAAGUCCUGGAUCUGGUGAAGACGAAUGCCGGUUCUCACAGGUGUUUCUCCUUUGGGGUCGGGGAGGGGGCCAGCACUGCUCUCAUUUCUGGGGUGGCCAAGCAGGCCAGAGGGCACGCACAGUUUAUCACAGGACAGGACAGGAUGCAGCCCAAAGUGAUGCAGUCUCUCCGGUUUGCCCUGCAGCCAGCUGUGGUGGACAUCUCAGUCAAGUGGAAUGUCCCAAAGGAGGUGUCUGUCACCCUUCUGUCUCCACCAAUCAGAGUGGUCUUCCAGGGUCAAAGGGCACUUCUGUAUGCCCAGCUCACUAGGGAGUUCCCCAUCCCCAAGAACCCCCCGACUGCACCAACAACCAAGAGAAUGAACUAA
This is a messenger RNA of Oncorhynchus nerka (sockeye salmon), 558 nucleotides long. Its product is annotated as von Willebrand factor A domain-containing protein 5A-like. Bases 1 to 558 code for a protein of 185 amino acids. Lineage: Eukaryota; Metazoa; Chordata; Actinopteri; Salmoniformes; Salmonidae. The transcript is spliced from 5 exons. The record is from RefSeq and is a predicted model, not a curated record.